AUGACACAGGAGAUUUUGGCAGUAGAAUUCAAAGUCGUGAAGGAGCUAUAUAAUGGAACUUCAAGGCAAGCACGAUGCACAAAUAGUGGAGAAGUGAAUAUUGUUGUGCAUCAGACGCAGGAUUCACAAUGGCAGGCACUCGAAAGCAGUUUCCUGGAGCUAGACAAAAGGCAAAAAAGGCAAAUAUAUAUGGGAGCAGCUUCAGGAAAUUGGAAUGAGGCUUCAUCCUAUUUUAAAAUUCAUCCUUAUUGGUGGCGAAUUCCAUUAAGUGCUGUUGGAACAACAGCCCUACACGUUGCAGUGAGCAUGGAACAAACUAGUUUCAUAGAAAAGUUGAUGUAUUGUAUGAACAUGGAAGAUUUGGAAAAUUACAAGGUAGAAGGGAACACGGCCUUUUGUUUGGCUGCGAUAACUGGAAAUUUGAAAAUUGUUGAAAUUCUGUUUCGCAAGAAUGCAAGGUUGCUAUGGAUUAGAGACAAAAACCAUAUGCUUCCUAUUCAAUUAGCAUCUUCUGCAGGGCACAAUCAAUUGACAGAAUUCUUAUAUCUAAAGACUACAGAGGACCUACAAACCAAGCUAUCCUUCCCAGACAUUGUGAAGCUAUUUUUCUUGACCAUGAACAACAAUAUUUACUCCGUGGCAUCAAAAUUAUUGGAUAGCGAAUCAAAACUAGUUACUGUUGAAAACGAAGAGGGAUUAACACCUUUGCAAAUGCUUGCUCAAUCUUCCUUGUGCGAGGGAAAUAUUGCCCAUCAAGGAAUUGUCUGUUCGGUGUUUAAUGGAAUGGAAAGGGAGCAAGAGACUAUCAACCAUGCACAGGUGUCAAAAGCAAUGUUCGAUGCAGCAGAAUCAGGAAACAUUCGGAUUUUAAAACGUCUUUUUAAGUACCAUCCUGAUUUGCUAUUUGAAGUGAAUUCCAGCAAGCAAAGCUUACUUCACGUUGCUAUUCUUCAUCGGCAACAAUCUGUAUACCGACUAAUAUUAAGCAAGGGCGCUGCCAAGAGUGUUUUGAUACAAUUGGCUGAUAUAGAGGAUAACACUGUUCUUCACUUAGCUGCAAAGAUGACACAACCUAAAGAAAAAUCCGGAUUAACAGCAUACUAUGUCCUAAUGCGUAGUGAGGAGAGAUGGUUUCAGCAGAUUGUGGAGAAAAUAGUUCCACCUGCAAUGAAAACAAUGAGAAACAUAUAUGGUAAGACUCCUGGAGAAGUGUUCUAUGAGUCACACGAAGAGUUGCACAAAGAAUCAAUAUCAGGACUGCUAGCUGUGACAAAUACAUUGUUAGUGGUAGCAACUCUCAUCGUCAGCCUAGGGAUCACCGGAGCCAUGACCAUUCCUAUCGAGAAUAUUGAUGGUACAAAUACUCCUUUUUUUACGAGGAAGAUAUGGUACACGUUUUUCUUUCUAUCGGUUGCAUUUGGAACAUGCUUCUGUGUUUCAUCUAUGUUCUUCUAUGCUUCGGUUAUUCUUCCUUCAAGUUGGGCAAAACCAAAAGAAGAGUCUGUCCGCUUGCGGCAAACAAAGUUGGUAUUUGGGAAUGUGGCACUCUUCUGUUCUCUUGGACUCAUGUUCACCGCUCUAAUUUCCGCUUCAGUAUUGAUCUUUGAAUUCUUAUCAAGUUGGAUCCUGUAUUUCACUUGUGGACUUGGUUUAGUGGUGUUGAUCGUGCAUCUUACACUUGACUAUAAGCGAUGGAUUGGUAUUAUAAGCUCAGUGCUAUCUUAUUUGGAGGAUUCUCCUGGGAAGCGGGCAAAAUUGAUAUGGCCAAUCUACAAGAUCUAUCGUGUCUUCCUCAUAUUGACAAAGAAAAAGGCUUAA
Sphenostylis stenocarpa is the source of this 1818-nucleotide messenger RNA. Lineage: Eukaryota; Viridiplantae; Streptophyta; Magnoliopsida; Fabales; Fabaceae. The record is from the annotation of a GenBank genome assembly.